Molecule: messenger RNA, 347 nt
Organism: Theobroma cacao (cacao)
Lineage: Eukaryota; Viridiplantae; Streptophyta; Magnoliopsida; Malvales; Malvaceae
Source: RefSeq, a predicted model, not a curated record
AUUUUUGGAUUAUGACAAAUGAUCACAGGGGGUUGUCUUUACAACAGAUCGGGCUUAUCAGCCAGGUUUUCAUAUCAUAUGGCAAAAAAUCUAAUGGAGAGCUGUUGUUAUCUUAUGGAUUUGCUCCAAAAGAGGGCACAAAUCCUAGUGAUUCAGUAGAGCUCCCUCUAUCGCUUAAAAAAUCUGACAAAUGUUAUAAGGAGAAGUUGGAAGCUUUAAGGAAGCAUGGAUUGUCUGCUUCUCAGUGUUAUCCAAUACAAAUCACUGGUUGGCCACUGGAGUUAAUGGCAUAUGCUUACCUGGCAGUCAGCCCUCCAAGCAUGAGCAGGCAGUUUGAAGAGGUUUGA